CCGAGUUAGAAGUUCUGUCGUUUUAUUUGUGAUAUUCGUUAGAAGUUUAUUGUAAAAUAGUAGAAGCAAUAAACAUGAAGAGUUUGCUACUACUCGUAGCAGUUUUUGCUGCUGCAGCACACGCCUUACCCACGGCGGAACCAACUACGACUGCAGUUCCUUGCACACCUGGAGAAACCAAACAAGAGGAUUGCAAUGAAUGCAUCUGCAAAGCUGAUGGUACAGGAUAUCAAUGUACUGAAAGAGAAUGCAAACAUGACCCAGAAUCGAAAGCGGACGAUCAUGGAAAAAUUUGCGAACCAGGAUCAACGAAGAAAGAAGACUGCAAUACAUGCACAUGUACUCCUGAUGGUAAAAACUAUAUGUGCACAUUGAUGAUGUGUGGACAUCAUCAUGAAAAGAGAGAAACUGAAAGUGUUCCCGACAAAUGCAAACCCGGUACAUCCAAAGUCAUUGAUUGCAACAUAUGCAAUUGUGCAGCGGUUGGUGUGUGGGCUUGCACUUUAAAGAGUUGCGAUGGUGGAGAUGAUUCUGCAAUUUUACGUUCUCGUCGAGCAGUUGAAGAAGUCAAAGAAGUCACCAUUCAAUCACUUGCAACUACGCCAUGUACUCCUGGCCAAGAAACAAGAUUGGAUUGUAAUACUUGCAAAUGCGCCAGUGAUGGAACAGGUUACUUUUGCACCCGCCAAGCAUGUGCUCCAGUUCACCAUCAUAAACGAUCAGCUGAAGAAGUGAAAGAAGUGACUACAACUUCUUUGGCAACGACUCCAUGCACUCCUGGAGAGAAGACUCAAAUUGAUUGUAAUACUUGCACCUGUGCCAGGGAUGGCUCUGGAUACGCCUGCACUCGCAAAAUGUGUUUGCCAGCCACCCACGAUCGUCGACGUAGAGAAGCUGAAACUGAAGAAGUCAAAGAAGUCACAACUGAUACUUUGGCAACCACUCCAUGCAAAGCAGGAGAGCAAAGACAAGUGGACUGCAAUACCUGCACCUGUGCCGCGGAUGGAACUGGAUAUCAAUGCACCCGCCAAGCUUGUGAGUUUGCAGUACAUGAUCGUAAACGUAGAGAAGUUAAAGAAGAAGAUAUCAAGGAAGCCACAGCAGAAACACUAGCAACUACCCCUUGUACUCCAGGUGAAAAGGCUCAAGUAGAUUGCAAUAUAUGCACUUGCUCUGCUAAUGGUACUGGAUUCGCUUGCACUCGCAAAAGUUGUCCCGUGUCGACAACGACAGCCCACAGCCGCAAACGUAGAUCAGACGAUGAAUUGGAGACAGAGAAAUUACAGAGAAGAAUGCACACCUGGCGAAAACAAACACGAUCAUAUUGCAUAGAAAAGAUUACUUUACGCGAUAAUAUUUUUAAUAACAAAAAAAUAUAUUACUUGACCUUUAAGGGGCCGAGAGGUCCAAGAGGUCAACUUGGAAAUACUGGCCGGGAAGGUAGAAGAGGUCGACCAGGCCGAGAUGGCGAACGUGGCGCUACAGGUCCUCCAGGAGUAAAAGGAGAACAAGGACCUAUUGGAAUACCGGGACUGCCUGGUGAUAAGGGCGAAAGAGGAGCACAGGGUGCGCCCGGUGAGCAAGGACUUCCUGGACAUGAAGGAAUGCAGGGCGAAGAAGGUCCUAUUGGUAUGCCAGGUCUACCAGGAGAACUGGGUCCUCGAGGUUUUGUUGGCCCAAGAGGUUUUCCAGGCUUGCCAGGUAAUCCAGGUGUUCCAGGAAGCGAAGGACCUGUAGGAGCCAAAGGUAACGCCGGACCUCCAGGACAAGUUGGUGCUCCAGGUCAAACUGGACCCCCGGGAGCCGUAGGACCACCAGGCCCGCAAGGCCUACUAGGACCAACAGGAAUUCCAGGUCCACCGGGAAAGCCGGGUAUGCCAGGUCUUCCUGGAGCGGACGGGUCACCUGGACAUCCAGGUAAUGCCGGUGUACCAGGCAGCAAAGGUGAAAUCGGUCCACAAGGACAUCAGGGCGCACCUGGAUUCCCUGGAGCUCGUGGGCCCAAGGGUGAUGAUGGAUUUAGAGGCGCCCCUGGGGAAAAGGGAGAUAAAGGAGAUAGAGGUGCUGAUGGGGAGAAGGGUGAUGUCGGAUUACAAGGUGAAAGAGGUGUGGCUGGUCCACCCGGUAUGGCUGGAAUUGAGGGUCCUGAAGGUCCUAAGGGAUUCGAUGGCCCUCGAGGGGAAGCUGGUGCAAUCGGACCGGUUGGUGAAAAGGGUAAGAUUGGAAUUCAAGGUUUUGCAGGUUAUCCUGGAGCUCCUGGAGACAAAGGUGACAAAGGAUCAACUGGAAAGAGUGGAAAUCCUGGUGAUAAAGGAGAUAGGGGUAAUCCAGGCGUAGCAGGUGAAAGAGGUGAAAUUGGGCCAAGGGGUUUCCGAGGAUCGCGCGGUAGACGUGGUCAAGAAGGCACUCCAGGUCCGAAAGGAGACACUGGUCAACCAGGACCCCCUGGUCCUCAAGGAGAUGUUGGGCCACAAGGCGCUGAAGGAUCUCGUGGGUUUUCUGGCCCAGUUGGUUCUCCAGGCAGUAAUGGAAAAGAUGGCUUACCGGGCGCCUCUGGUGAAAGAGGGCCACCGGGUGACACAGGAGCGGCAGGGCCACCAGGAGCUCCUGGUGUGGUUGGACCACCUGGUCCCAUUGGUGAACCUGGACCUGUCGGUGAACCGGGAGCUCCAGGCCAUCCUGGUUUGCCUGGAGAAGCAGGUACACCGGGAGAUGCCGGUAAAGAAGGACCGCCUGGUGCCGCAGGACCGCCAGGAAAAGAGGGACCACCUGGUGGACCUGGUUUACCAGGAUUUCCAGGAGAACGAGGGCUCAUUGGGUUAACAGGAAUGCCAGGUUUGAAAGGUGAAACUGGUCCUCCAGGCCCCGCCGGACCUACUGGUGAUAAAGGACAACAAGGAGAACCUGGAAAGGAAGGUCCUAUAGGUCCGGAAGGAAGAAAGGGUCCACAAGGAUCGCCUGGUAGUCAUGGUGUUAAAGGUGAAAGAGGCGAAUCAGGACCUCCAGGCCCAAUUGGCAGAGAUGGCUUGCCUGGAUUACGUGGUUUGCCAGGUCCACCUGGUCCAGUCGGGGCACCAGGUGAAGAUGGUGAUAAAGGUGAUGUUGGACCACCCGGAGAAAAAGGUUUUAAAGGUGUGCGAGGGGAGGAGGGACCAGCCGGGUCGCCAGGCCCGCAAGGAUUACGAGGAGAACCCGGACCAAUAGGACCACAAGGAGAAAGAGGAUCACCAGGUGAAAUGGGUCGACAAGGAAAUAAAGGAGCUGAUGGACCGGCUGGAGCAACUGGACCAGCGGGACCUGCGGGACCGCAAGGUUUACCAGGACCAGCUGGUAGCAAAGGAGAAAUUGGUGACGUCGGACCAAAAGGUCCUGUGGGACCUACUGGUAGCCCGGGAGACCAUGGAAGAAGAGGUAGUAAAGGAACUGAAGGGCCGCCAGGACCAACAGGACCUGAAGGACCACAGGGUUUGCGUGGUGAACCUGGAGCACCAGGACCACCUGGCCCUAUUGGACCAGAUGGUAAAGAGGGUGAGCGCGGAGCACCAGGUCCAAAGGGAGAUGAAGGCAAACAAGGUUCUCCUGGCCCACGUGGUGGCCGAGGAUCUAUUGGUCCAGAGGGUCCAAAAGGAUCGGCAGGUCCUCCAGGUUUUCCUGGCAACACAGGUGAACCAGGAUUACAAGGCCCGAAAGGUGACGCUGGGAAGGAUGGCACUGAUGGAACACCUGGACAGCCUGGACCUCCAGGUGAUGCCGGACCAAUCGGAAAACAAGGAGAACCCGGACUUCCUGGAAAGCCAGGUCCUGAAGGACCAGCGGGCUUGCAGGGUAGUACUGGACCCACAGGAGAAAAGGGAGAUAGAGGUUUAAAUGGUCCUCCUGGUGAACCAGGUUUACCUGGACCAGAUGGUAUUCCCGGCCCACCAGGUUUACCUGGAAUGCGAGGGUCGCCAGGACCAGCGGGAGAUGUUGGACCUCCUGGUAAAUCAGGAGAAGUUGGUCAACCAGGAAAAGCUGGCGAAACAGGAGCACCGGGUCCAAAAGGUGAACGGGGUAGACGUGGACCAAAAGGUCACCGCGGAGAACUAGGUGGAUUGGGAGCCAAAGGAGAUCAAGGUGAGAAAGGUGAUCGAGGAGUAAAAGGACCACCAGGCCCAGAAGGGAAGAAAGGAGAUACGGGUCCAGUAGGGCCUAUAGGAGUAAAAGGCAGCGAUGGACUUCAAGGACCACCCGGGCCAGAAGGUCCGCCCGGCCCAAAAGGUUCUGAAGGUGUCGGUGGUACCAAAGGUGAGCCAGGGCCUGCGGGUCAACCUGGUCCACCAGGCCCUCCAGCCGAAAUGCCUUUACUACCUCCAGAACUUUUAUUCCAGAGAGAAGAAUUAAUAAAUAUGCAUAAUGCACAUAGAUUGCAGAAGAGGGAUAUGUAAUUGAAGGAAGACAUGGAAUCUGAUACUACAACCACUGAAUCAGAUUCGGAAACAAAAUCGAAGCAAAAAGCUAAAAGAAAAGAAGAUAUUGGCCCGAAAUUUUUAGACAUGUAUAGCUCUAUAUAUGCAAUGAGGCAAGAGCUGGACAGAAUAAGAAAACCAUUGGGUACCAAAGAAAAUCCAGUUAGAACAUGUAAAGAUUUAUACUAUGGGCAUCCACAAUUCAAGGACGGAUGGUAUUGGAUAGAUCCAAAUCUAGGUAUGGGAGACGAUGCAAUCCAUGUCUUUUGCAAUAUGACUGGUGAAGGAGAAACUUGUGUGUAUCCAGAUGUUCACAGCUCCCAUAUGCCAAAUAUUCCAUGGCGAAAGGAAAAUGAAAAGGACGAUUGGUAUUCAAAUCUACGCGGUGGAUUUAGAAUAACAUAUGAAACAAUCGGCGUAGUCCAGAUGACAUUCCUAAGAUUGCUUUCCCAAGAUGUUUAUCAGAAUUUUACAUACACAUGUAUCAAUAGUGCUGCAUGGUAUAACACCAAAACUUAUAGCUAUGACAGUGCUCUAAAACUACUAGGAGAAAAUGAAGUUGAAAUAAGCUAUGAAAGCAAUGUUUUGAGACCUAAUGUCCUAAUUGAUGGAUGCAAGACUGGCAAAAGCAAAAGUGAAACGGUGUUCGAAGUGAGAACAAAAAAACUGAACUUUUUGCCAAUAAUAGAUUUCUACCCAACUGAUUAUGGUUUGCCUCAACAAGCUUUUGGUUUUCAAGUGGGACCAAAUCAUCAUCCUCCAUAUACUUAUCGCAUAGGAGCAACCUAUGCUUCACAAACAAAAAAAGCACUUGUAGAACCAGCAACUACCCUAAGAGAGGAUUUAAUUUUGCCGGAUAGAUUAACUGAUGAUUUUACUGUGUACAGAAAAUGUCUACGCGAAAUCGAUGUGGUACGAUCGAGAUAUAUGUACCAAAAUCCGCCAUAUAAGCAUGCAGCUCCCGGAUUCGAAGGGCUCCUUCCCAAACAACAUGGGAGGUAUGGCCAAAGAGCUCGUGUUGAAGCUAUGGAAGGAUUAACACCAUUACAAAAACUGCAAUCCCAAAAUAUACAAGCAACCCAAGCCGUGAAAAAUCGUAUGCCCAAGGCUCUCGAAUUUAAUCAAUCUAAAUGGAUAUCUGAUAUAGAACAAAGAAGCGAUUUUUCAAUGCCUUUGCAAGUCGUGAGACCAGAAAUGAUGGGUGUGGUUACAACGGUACCAGUUUGCGAACCAUGUUUACCGCCUCCAACUUAUGAUGUGCACCCAUUUUUCAUGGGCCGAGAGAGACCUGAUCUUGGUAAAGAAAAGUAUAAACCGUACGAGUUCCCCAAAUUCAGCGAAGGCCACCCAAAUAUUAUACCGAUGGCCAUGGUAGAAUUUACAAAUAAUUAUCAAUAUAGACGAGGAGAACAGUGGUGUCCAAUCGGAGAAGCAGGGGUCUCUUUCAUUGGCGGAGGUGCCGAUGGAUAUCCUAUAUACCAUAAGAGUUUAGGGUUGGAAAAACGUUUGGGAAUGCCAGGUUUAAAAGGUGAAACUGGUCCUCCAGGUCCCGCUGGGCCUACUGGUGAUAAAGGACAACAAGGAGAACCUGGUAAAGAAGGUCCUAUAGGUCCCGAAGGAAGAAAAGGUCCGCAAGGAUCGCCUGGUAGUCAUGGUGUUAAAGGAGAAAGAGGCGAAUCAGGACCUCCAGGCCCGAUUGGCAGAGAUGGCUUGCCGGGCUUACGUGGUUUACCAGGUCCACCUGGUCCAGUCGGAGCACCAGGCGAAGAUGGUGACAAAGGCGAUGUUGGACCACCCGGAGAAAAAGGUUUUAAAGGUGUGCGAGGGGAGGAGGGACCAGCCGGUUCGCCAGGACCGCAAGGAUUACGAGGAGAACCCGGACCAAUAGGACCACAAGGAGAAAGAGGAUCACCAGGUGAAAUGGGUCGACAAGGAAAUAAAGGAGCUGAUGGACCGGCUGGAGCAACUGGACCAGCAGGUCCUGCAGGACCGCAAGGUUUACCAGGACCAGCUGGUAGCAAAGGAGAGAUUGGUGACGUCGGACCAAAAGGUCCUGUGGGACCUACUGGUAGCCCGGGAGACCAUGGAAGAAGAGGUAGUAAAGGAACUGAAGGGCCGCCAGGACCAACAGGACCUGAAGGACCACAGGGUUUGCGUGGUGAACCUGGAGCACCAGGACCACCUGGCCCUAUUGGACCAGAUGGUAAAGAGGGUGAGCGCGGAGCACCAGGUCCAAAGGGAGAUGAAGGCAAACAAGGUUCUCCAGGCCCACGUGGUGGCCGAGGAUCUAUUGGUCCAGAGGGUCCAAAAGGAUCGGCAGGUCCUCCAGGUUUUCCUGGCAACACAGGUGAACCAGGAUUACAAGGCCCGAAAGGUGACGCUGGGAAGGAUGGCACUGAUGGAACACCUGGACAGCCUGGACCUCCAGGUGAUGCCGGACCAAUCGGAAAACAAGGAGAACCCGGACUUCCUGGAAAGCCAGGUCCUGAAGGACCAGCGGGUUUGCAAGGUAGUACUGGACCCACAGGAGAAAAGGGAGAUAGAGGUUUAAAUGGUCCACCAGGUGAACCAGGAUUACCUGGACCAGAUGGUAUUCCCGGCCCACCAGGAUUACCUGGAAUGCGAGGGUCGCCAGGACCAGCGGGAGAUGUUGGACCUCCUGGUAAAUCAGGAGAAGUUGGUCAACCAGGAAAAGCUGGCGAAACGGGUGCACCGGGUCCAAAAGGUGAACGGGGUAGACGUGGACCAAAAGGUCACCGCGGAGAACUAGGUGGAUUAGGAGCUAAAGGAGAUCAAGGUGAAAAAGGUGAUCGAGGAGUAAAAGGACCACCAGGCCCAGAAGGGAAGAAAGGAGAUACGGGUCCAGUAGGGCCUAUAGGAGUAAAAGGCAGCGAUGGACUUCAAGGACCACCCGGGCCAGAAGGUCCGCCCGGUCCAAAAGGUUCUGAAGGUGUCGGUGGUACAAAAGGUGAGCCAGGCCCUGCGGGUCAACCUGGCCCACCAGGCCCUCCGGCCGAAAUGCCAUUGCUACCUCCAGAACUUUUAUUCCAGAGAGAAGAAUUAAUAAAUAUGCAUAAUGCUCACAGAUUGCAAAAAAGAGAUAUUGAAAAAUUUAUGGAGGAGUUAAAGGAAGACAUGGAGUCUGAUACUACAACUACUGAAUCAGAUUCGGAAACAAAAUCGAAGCAAAAAGCUAAAAGAAAAGAAGAUAUUGGCCCGAAAUUUUUAGACAUGUAUAGUUCUAUAUAUGCAAUGAGGCAAGAGCUGGACAGAAUAAGAAAACCAUUGGGUACCAAAGAAAAUCCAGUUAGAACAUGUAAAGAUUUAUACUAUGGGCAUCCACAAUUCAAGGACGGAUGGUAUUGGAUAGAUCCAAAUCUAGGUAUGGGAGACGAUGCAAUCCACGUCUUUUGCAAUAUGACUGGUGAAGGAGAAACUUGUGUGUAUCCAGAUGUUCACAGCUCCCAUAUGCCAAAUAUUCCAUGGCGAAAGGAAAAUGAAAAGGACGAUUGGUAUUCAAAUCUGCGCGGUGGAUUCAGAAUAACAUAUGAAACAAUCGGUGUAGUCCAGAUGACAUUCUUAAGAUUGCUUUCCCAAGAUGUUUAUCAGAAUUUCACAUACACAUGUAUCAAUAGCGCUGCAUGGUAUAACACCAAAACUUAUAGUUAUGACAGUGCUCUAAAACUACUAGGAGAAAAUGAAGUUGAAAUAAGCUAUGAAAGCAAUGUUCUGAGACCUAAUGUCUUAAUUGAUGGAUGCAAGACUGGCAAGAGCAAAAGUGAAACCGUGUUCGAAGUGAGAACAAAAAAAUUGAACUUUUUGCCAAUAAUAGAUUUCUAUCCAACUGAUUAUGGUUUGCCUCAACAAGCUUUUGGUUUUCAAGUGGGACCAGUUUGCUUUAAAUAG
Messenger RNA from Ctenocephalides felis (cat flea), 8351 nucleotides. RefSeq lists its product as uncharacterized. Gene Ontology annotation, molecular function: peptidase inhibitor activity; extracellular matrix structural constituent. The record is from RefSeq and is a predicted model, not a curated record. Lineage: Eukaryota; Metazoa; Arthropoda; Insecta; Siphonaptera; Pulicidae. The transcript is spliced from 63 exons.